Gastrolobium bilobum is the source of this 1515-nucleotide messenger RNA. RefSeq names its product isoleucine N-monooxygenase 2-like. NCBI's taxonomy places the organism in Eukaryota, Viridiplantae, Streptophyta, Magnoliopsida, Fabales, Fabaceae. Gene Ontology annotation, molecular function: heme binding; monooxygenase activity; iron ion binding. The transcript is spliced from 2 exons. The record is from RefSeq and is a predicted model, not a curated record. Bases 1 to 1515 code for a protein of 504 amino acids.
AUGCCGUUCAUCAAAUUCAUAAAACAUCAUAGUACCGAGAAAUCCAAAAACACUAGGCUCCCUCCUGGUCCUACGCCAUGGCCUAUAGUUGGAAAUCUUCCUGAAAUGCUUGCAAACAAGCCUACAUUCAGAUGGAUACAAAAGCUGAUGAAUGAUCUAGACACUGAAAUAGCUUGCAUCCGUCUAGGUAAUGUUCAUGUAAUCCCUGUCACAAGCCCUGAAAUUGCACGUGAGUUCUUGAUCAAACAUGAUGCUGUUUUUGCUUCGAGACCCUUGAACUGGUCCAGUGAGCAUGUCUCAAGUGGAUAUUUGACAACAGCUCUUGUACCCUUUGGAGAACAAUGGAAGAAAAUGAAGAAAGUGCUUCGCAAUGAUUUGCUUUCACCUCUCAGGCAUCAAUGGCUUCAUGACAAAAGGAUGGAAGAAGCUGAUAACCUUGUUCGUUAUAUCUACAACCAAUGCAAAAAUGGUGGCCUUGUGAAUGUGAGGGUCGCUGCACAGAGUUAUUCUGGGAACGUGAUUAGGAGGUUGGUUUUCAAUAAAAGGUACUUUGGAAAAGGUAAGGAAGAUGGAGGACCAGGCUUUGAGGAAAUGGAGCAUGUUCAAGCACUUUUUAUUGUGUUAAAGUACAUCUUCGCUUUUUCUGUUUCUGAUUACCUGCCAUGUUUGAGAGGACUUGACUUGGAUGGUCAUGAGAAAAUCAUGAAAAAUGCUGUUAUGAUCCUAAAGAAAUAUCAUGAUUCUAUCAUCGAGGAAAGAAUUCAGCAAUGGAAGAAAGGGGAAAAGAAAGAUGAAGACGACUUGCUUGAUGUUCUCAUCUCACUAAAAGAUGCAGAUAACAAUGCACUGUUGACUGAGGAGGAAAUUAAAUCUCAAAUUAUGGAAAUGAUGAUUGCAACCGUGGAUAACCCAUCAAAUGCAGUUGAAUGGGGACUUGCUGAAAUGAUAAAUCAACCUGAGCUACUUCAAAAGGCUACCGAAGAAUUGGACAAUGUGGUUGGUAAGGGAAGGUUGGUGCAAGAAUCAGAUAUUCCAAAGCUCAACUAUGUGAAGGCUUGUGCAAAAGAAGCUUUUCGCAUUCAUCCCAUUUUGGAUUUUAACGUUCCCCAUGUUUCCAUGGGUGACAUAGUUGUUGCUAAUUACUUUAUCCCAAAGGGUAGCCAUGUGUUGUUAAGGAGACAAGGACUUGGUCAAAAUCCAAGAAUUUGGAAAGAACCCCUUAAGUUCAAACCAGAACGUCAUCUUAAGAGUGAUGGGUCUAAUUUGGUUUUAACAGAUCCAAGGUUGGAGAUGUUGUCAUUUAGUGCUGGAAGGCGUAGCUGUCCAGGAUUCGUGCUUGGAACUGCAAUGACUGUUAUGCUAUUUGCAAGGUUAUUGCAUUGCUUUACUUGGAAUGUGUCACCUAAUAAGUCUAGCAUUGACCUCUCUGAAUCUGAAGAAGAUACCAAGAAAGCUAAGCCCCUUGUGGCAUUUGCAAAGCCAAGGUUUCCAUUAGAAGUUUAUGGUACAUAUUAA